AUGAGAAUCCUUAAGUCUUCACUAUUACUAGUGUCACUUAUAUGUCUAGCAAAUGAAGCAAUUUGCAAUCUUGCUGGAACUGCUGCAGGUGUCGAUAUUGGUAUCGUAGAUUAAGUCAAGAAAAUCGGAAUGCCAAUUAUCUAAUAGCAACUAAAUGACUUCAAAGUUGGUAAAAUCAAUUUUAAAGGAGGUGAUGUGGAUAACAUGGACUUAAAGUUCUCCUUCAACAACCCAGAUUCCAUCAAGGUAGCCUUUUCAGGUGCUUCUAAUGCUAUAAAUGUCCAAGCCAAUGAUAUAUCAGGCGAGAUCACAGGUAGAUUCCAUUACAAGUUACUGUUCAUUCAUGCUAGUGGCAAGUUUAAGGUGAAAAUGAAUAAUGAUGCAGUUAAGUUGAGCAUGAAUGUACCUCUUGUCUCCUAAACCAUUGAUGGUCGUAACAUCCCAGCCAUAGGAAUUAAUGACUUUGACUUGCACAUUGACAGUUCCAAGAUACAUAUCACUUUGAGUGGUAGUUUCAUAGCUGAUAUUGCAGAUGCAUUCGUAGACAUCUUUAAGAAGCUAAUCAUUAAGGAGAUUAAUAAGGCUAUUAACAGUGCAGUGCCUAAACUAGUUAUCUCAUCAAUCAACAAGAUAUUCAAGGAUACAAAUGGCAGAGCUAAAGUCUAUAAGGACAUGCAGUUUGACUUCACUUUCGUUAGCAACCCAGUCAUCUCAGAUAGUAACCUGGCUCUCUAUCUAAAUGCUACACUUUAUGACUCUGUUAAUGGCUACAAAAUUCCAGCUAUCCCAUUAUCUGAUGUUUAAAUACUCAAUCCUUCUACUAACUCUGUUGAACUGUCAGUCUCACACUUCACUGCAGAUUCCUUAUUCAUUGCUUUGCAAGAGCAAAAUUUAUUCCAGUACUAUCUAGAUGCCUCAAAGUCAGGCAAACUCUCUUCUAUGCUAACUACUACUUACCUUGAAGGUCUCCUUCCAGGUAUUGAAGCCAAGUAUGGAAAGGAUGUCCCAGUAUCUGUAGACUUCAAGUCAAGCUCAGCCCCAAGAGCCUUGUUUUAAAAAGAUGAUUUCGGUUUGAUUGCUGACCUUGAUCUGACAUUCAUAGUUCAGAAUCAAACAGCCAUCAUAGUCUCUCUUAAAGACUUUUAAUCAACAGUAAUCGUAGCACUCUAGGGUCAAAACUUAAGCGUCUAGAUUCAGCAAUGCCAGAUCAAUGAUGUCAGUGCCUCACAGUCAUAAAUAGGUUACUUUUCUGCUUAUGAUUUCAAAUUAUUCUUUAACGUUGCCAGCAGAAUCGCUGUCCCAAUCAUCAAUAAUAUGUUCCUUGAGAACCCAUUUGUACUACCAAGCACUAUUCUUGGCAUGAUUCAUAUUGAUGACGCCAAGUUCCAGUCAUUUGACAACUAUCUAGCUGUCAAUGUAUCUCCCUAAUUCAUAACUGCUUGA
Molecule: messenger RNA, 1443 nt
Organism: Stylonychia lemnae
Lineage: Eukaryota; Ciliophora; Spirotrichea; Sporadotrichida; Oxytrichidae
Source: the annotation of a GenBank genome assembly